UAUAUCUGAUGUCUAGAUUACGUAGGGUGUCGGUCCGAGUGCGGAGUGCCUCGCUAUUCUCUCCAUUCUACCGAGAAAACCAACCCCACCUUCUAAAUUUUGAUAAUAAUCUCAGAAUAAUGGAGGCGGCAGCAGCAGCAGCAAAACCAGUAAUCAAUGUCGCCGCCAUUUGCGGGUCCCUUCGCAAAGCUUCCUACAACAGAGGUCUCCUCCGAGCAGCAAUGAAGAUAAGUUCAGAAUCAAUACAAACAAUGAAAAUCAAUCCCAUCGAUAUUUCGCCAUUGCCGAUGAUUAACACUGAUCUCGAGGUUGACGGUACUUAUCCACCCGUUGUUGAAGCUUUUCGCCAGAAAAUUCUGGAAGCUGAUUGUGUUCUCUUCGCUUCUCCUGAGUAUAAUUUCUCUGUCGCUCCUCCGUUGAAGAAUGCAAUAGAUUGGGCAUCUAGGCCCCCGAAUGUUUGGGCAGAUAAGGCUGCUGCAAUCAUAAGUACCGGAGGAGGCUUUGGUGGGGGCCGAGCCCAGUAUCAUCUACGGCAAAUUGGAGUUUAUCUUGAUCUUCAUUUCAUCAACAAGCCAGAAUUUUUCUUGAAUGCAUUCCAACCUCCUGCUAAGUUUGACAGUGAGGGUAACUUAAUUGAUGCAGAUGCCGAAAAAAAGAUAAAGGAAGUUCUUUUAGCAUUGCAAGCAUUCACAUUACGGCUCAAAGGCAAAUGCUGAACAUCAAUUGUACUAUAUCUAUUCAUGUAAAGUACUUUAUUGAACAAGUGUGGGUUAAUCACUGCCCUCCGGAGAUCUCUACCUAUGUAAGCUAGUGCCAUUCGGGAUUGAACAAGUGUGGGUUAAUUAUUGCCCUCCGGAGAUCUCUCCCUAUGUACUCUCGGGCUUAUUGUCCUUAAUUUAAUUCAUUAGCUCGGUUUCCUGCAAAAAAAUGUACUUGUAUAGUUGUAUAUGACUGAAUUCAUUUGAAAGGUAUUGUGAUGAGCUGAUGAUAAUAUGAGAAUGAUGCUAAUUAUUUGAUGCA
Messenger RNA from Chenopodium quinoa (quinoa), 1020 nucleotides. Its product is annotated as NADPH:quinone oxidoreductase-like. The record is from RefSeq and is a predicted model, not a curated record. Gene Ontology annotation, molecular function: FMN binding; oxidoreductase activity. Gene Ontology annotation, cellular component: cytosol. Bases 9 to 716 code for a protein of 235 amino acids. The transcript is spliced from 3 exons. Lineage: Eukaryota; Viridiplantae; Streptophyta; Magnoliopsida; Caryophyllales; Amaranthaceae.